This is a messenger RNA of Branchiostoma floridae (Florida lancelet), 3375 nucleotides long. Its product is annotated as cell wall protein DAN4-like. The record is from RefSeq and is a predicted model, not a curated record. The transcript has 2 exons. Bases 44 to 2719 code for a protein of 891 amino acids. Lineage: Eukaryota; Metazoa; Chordata; Leptocardii; Amphioxiformes; Branchiostomatidae. Gene Ontology annotation, biological process: regulation of transcription by RNA polymerase II. Gene Ontology annotation, molecular function: RNA polymerase II cis-regulatory region sequence-specific DNA binding; DNA-binding transcription factor activity, RNA polymerase II-specific; protein binding.
UUCAGCGCCGCAAACGCAGGUGACUUCAUCUAGAGAUAGAACAAUGGACGGAUAUCACGGCCAUAAGUUGUUGAAGUCCCCAAAUCUACCGGGUAUCCUACAGCAGCAACUAAACCAACAGAGAACUACAGGGCGAUUCUGUGAUGUCAAACUCAAGUUACAGGGAUUGGAACUGAAUGCACAUUAUUGUGUCUUGGCUGCGCUUUCCCCGUUCGUUUCUGCUCAAGUGCAAAGUACGUCAGAGAUUUGUCUACCUCCACUUCUUACACCAAAAGGAGUGGGGCCCUUGAUAGAGUGGAUGUACACGUCAGAGCUCACUCUAUCGCAAGAGAAUUUGUUAGACGUGUCCUUUGCUGCUGGGUACUUCCAGGUGGAAGCUGUGGCUAAACUUUGCCAAACUUUCCAGCAGAAUAUUCACCUUGGCGUCGGUACUAGCCAAUCCGGUACUGGGAUACACGGGGAGUGCGCGCGCGCAUCGGAAGAGCAGGGAUAUGACGUCAGCCCCGUUGGUGAAGACCGAAACGUUACUGGAACAGCUAAAAGCAGUGGAAGCCAAACAGAUGUACAGUCAUUGGCCACCGUAAGAGUGAAAACAGAACAAGUGACACCCGAUCCAUGGACUGGCGAAACAGGCAACAUGCAGUAUACUUCUGCACCGGGUUAUGCCAGCACUGAAGGGUCAACGACCUCGCCUCAGCUGUCUUCAAACCUCAGCCCAGGUAUUGGUCGAACCAACAGCUCAACCCCGAUACGAUGUGACACACCAGCUACACCAGCGUACCUAUCAUCAGCGGCUGAUUCUAUGGGGCAUUUAGCUUGCCAUAGCGGCAAUCUGGGUCUGCCCGAAGGCGGAGAUACAAACACCUCCUCCCCCACUACUGGGCCUCGACACGACACGGGCUACAUUUACGCAGAAAAUCAAGCCUGGAAAGAUCAGACGACAGAUGUCAAUCUAGUCAGCUCAUCGGUCGAAUGUGCUGCCACGUCAGUGUCUCCACAUGAGAGCGGCGAUAACGAAACCGCCUCCAUGGCCGCAUUUGCUAACAGCAGUGCUGCGGCAAACCCUUCAACACCCUCGGGUCACAGCCAGAUUAGGAUAGUUGCUGUGGUUGGAUCGUGUCGCAAGCUGUUUUACGGGCAGGACUUUUCAGUUCAAACCAGCCAACCAGGACUUUUGGUUCAAACUGACCAAUCAGGGCUUUCGGCUCAAACUGACCAAUCAGGACUUUCGGCUCAAACUGACCAAUCGGGACUUUCGGUUCAAACCGACCAAUCAGAACUCGUCGACACGACUUGUUACGGAACUCUUAGUGGAUCCUCUGAGGGCGCGAAUGCAGUAUUAGAAGUCACCGAAAAUGUUACCAUGACCGCGUUUCAAACAUCCAGCAGUGCCAUUAGCGAAGACGACCACCAGCAACUACCUUCAAGGAAUGUCAACGAAGACGAGAACGAAGCUCUGAUGCAUUUGGUUAACGAUGAAGCAAAAGCUAAAAACGUUGACCAGAACCAGGCAACCAUGCCUAAACAAGAUGGUGAAAACGUAGCCGGGGCUGGUAAACUUGGAAGUACUCAAGCUACAAGUACUACGUAUACUGGCACGUCGAAAGACAGCAACGGCCGAGACUCACAUGUAAGAGAUGGUCUCAGUAUGGAAUCCAGAGACAAACACGUAGUUUCGCCAUGCUCUCGUGGCUUUAUCGUUGAAAGUAGAGACCAAGAGCAACAACAAGAGCAGAGAGACUACAUUGAGGGAGACAAUAAAAAGCAAAAGAGAGUCUCGUCAGAAAGUGUCGACACGGAAGCAUCGUCACCGAAAGGUGAAGUUGAAUUGGCAAAAAUAAAAACUGCUACUUCAGAUGGCCAUGGAUCUACCAUUGACAUAAAAGACGCACCCAUCCACGACGCUUCGACUUCAGCAUCAGUGACUGCCCCACAAAAGGAAACGGAAGACUCGUCUGGCAUCGAAAUCACUUUCGUAGCGGAAGGAGACCAAAAGGGUGGUUCUUCUGUUGUUGAAAGAAAAGGAAAUCUGUAUAAGACUAACCAAGGCACGUUUCUACGUGAGACGUUAUCUGUUGAACCCGAUGAUAGAAGAUCAAGUCCAAGGCUUAAUGAUCUCGCAAGCACUGCCGCCGUUAGUAUGAAAGAAGAUGUUCAGAACAAGCACGACAAGAAGAAGAGGAAGGCCAAAGAUAGACACGAAUCCUCUUCAGAAGCAGUGUCUCCGACCAAGAAGAAACAGCAUGACGCAGCGGCACUUAAUCUCUCUAAGAACAGGGAUUCUUCGCCACCACGGAGCUCGUCUAAGAAGCACAGUCGGAAGCGGACAGAGGACAAGCAAAAGGAUUCCACUUCGAAGAGGAUCAACACUGACAGUGCGAAGAUGCGUUCGUCGUCAAAUGACAGCUCGCGUCAAGAAGACAUUACAGACACGAGGGGAGUAAGUUCACAACCUGACGCUGUUGCAAGAAUUCGGCGUCAGCUUUGCCAUCAACCGGUUCCACCCCCGGAGGUCGAGAAAGUCGUCAAUUGCUACUUCUGUUGUGAGCAGUUCAAUAGCGAGGAAGAUCGGGUGCGGCACUUGCAGUCAAAUCAUCCUGGCGAGAUUCCGUACAGAUGUGGCUUCUGCUCUAGGGGGUUUCUGGACCAUAAAGAUCUAUCAGCACACAUAACAACUCACAAAGGGACAACCUGGAGCAAUCCUUUUCAAAGUUAUUAGAUUCACUACAUUAUCUACUAGUAUCCGUAUUGUCCAUUGUAAUAUAUAUUAUGAUAUUAUUAAUUUUAGAGAUGGCUGUUUCACAACACUAUUGUUCAUUAGAAUAGCAGGUUGGUUACGUAUGUAUAUGAAAUGGAAAUCCUUGUUAUUUAUGAUCCACAAUAAAGUUAUUGUCAUUUUAUUUCUUUGAUCAACCAUAAAUGUAAUAAACAACGGUAUCUAUUCCAUUGACCGAAAUAAAGAGAAGACGCUAUACCGCUGCGACUUAGACUAUGGACAUCAUGAAGUUUUUAAAUCAGGAUUGUAGAAUGUAUUUUCAAAAACGUUAUCUCAUCUUUAAUUGUUCGUUAUAUAGUUCUUACUGUAUGGUAAGGUGCACGGUUAAUAUUCAUUGUCUUCUUCCUAUAUAUAUAUAUAUAUCUACAAUGUUUUAAAAAUGAAAUAUCAUGGAUGUUGAAUUACGUUGCUUACAUAUAUGCGUCUUGUUAAAAACAAUUGUUCAUAACUAUUUUUAGUUGGUUUUUAAGUUUCAAGCGGUGAAAAAAAGGAGUAAAAAAAUCAGAUAUAUAGGUUUCUGAUUACUAGCAUUCCGACCUCAUCACACGGUGUUUGUAAAACUGUCACACUGUCAAUAAAGAUAAAUGUUUCAAUGUUCC